This is a messenger RNA of Hordeum vulgare subsp. vulgare (domesticated barley), 766 nucleotides long. RefSeq names its product G-box-binding factor-like. NCBI's taxonomy places the organism in Eukaryota, Viridiplantae, Streptophyta, Magnoliopsida, Poales, Poaceae. The transcript has 3 exons. The record is from RefSeq and is a predicted model, not a curated record. Bases 1 to 738 code for a protein of 245 amino acids.
AUGGACAUGAUGGGUCAGGAAGAGGCUGGCCGAGCACAACCGCCGCCGGAGGAAGCCGGUGAGCAGCAGCACGACGGCGACGUCCCAGGACUCGGCGCCGCCUUCCAAGAAACCCAACCCCGGUGCCAUCUCCAGCUCCUACGCCGCCGACAACAACACUUUGAGCGCCACCAAGUCGAACACGAGCGCCAUCAGCUGCCUGCAGCAGCACGACCAGAGCAAGGCGGCGGAAGCGGCGGCGAGGCCGAUGACACUCACACUCGGAGAGCCACGGGAGAAGGACGACCAGCAGCAGCUCAACAGCGCCAUGCAGCUCCACCACCACCACUAGGAGCAGCAGCACUUCAUCACCUCCCUGCUGCGCAGAACAACAACGGCAACAGCAACACCAACAUCCGGUCGUGCUCCAGCGGGUUGCCGUCCGCCGGGGCGGCCAAUGGCGAGGUCUCUGACCAGAACAACAACAGCAACCACGGCGGCGGCAACAAUAACAAUAACAUGCAUCUGUUUGAGGUUUUGAGGUGGACUUCAUGUAGACCGAACGAUCCAGGUGAGCUUGGAGUUGGAGGUCCGUGCAUAUGGAGCCAUGGAGUGGUGUCCAGCCUAAGCCUAGCACUGUCUCAACAGUGUCCUUUAAUUAAUUUGUGUGUAGGUAAAAAAAAAGAGAGCAAAAAACUUCAGGGUACAGUCCAAAGUGUCAAAAUGCUGAGAUCAGCUAGCAAAGGCUGUGCUAGCUAGCAUGCUUGCUUGCUUCGCUAAUCACAUU